UCAGCUCGCGUCGCGUGGCAGCAGUUCGGCACGUCCUCCUCCUCUCCACGCUCCAGCCAGCUCCUGGCUCCAUCCACCAGCCACCAGGGACAUCCUCGCACGAACCCCGCUUCAAAAAUUUCGAGACCACGCAGGCAGAGCCCCAGAUUACAUCAAAUCCACGACCAGUCUACCACCACCGCCUCCCUUCCGUCUUUCAUUUUCAGAUUUCCUUUUUGUCCCCUCGUGCGCCUCGCGACGAGCCGACAGGCCUCCGGAGAGAUCGAUCGCGAUCGGCCCUAUCCAUGUCGACCUCGCGCAGGCGAACCCUCCUCAAGGUCAUCGUCCUCGGCGACAGCGGGGUCGGGAAGACGUCGCUGAUGAACCAAUAUGUUCACAACAAGUUCAGCCAGCAGUACAAAGCUACAAUUGGUGCGGAUUUCGUCACCAAGGAGGUCCUUAUUGAAGACAGGCUUGUCACAUUGCAGAUCUGGGACACAGCAGGGCAGGAGAGAUUCCAGAGUCUUGGUGUUGCAUUCUACAGAGGAGCAGAUUGCUGUGUGCUCGUUUAUGAUGUCAAUGUUAACAGGUCAUUCGAUACGCUCAACACAUGGCAUGAUGAGUUCCUCAACCAAGCUAGCCCAUCAGAUCCCAAAACUUUCCCAUUCAUCCUGCUUGGGAACAAGAUUGAUGUUGAUGGUGGCAAAAGCCGAGUGGUUUCUGAGAAGAAAGCAAUUGAGUGGUGUUCUUCGAAAGGCAAUAUUCCUUAUUACGAAACUUCUGCAAAAGAAGACUACAAUGUCGAUGACGCAUUUUUGUCUGUUGCAAAGCUUGCCCUAGAGCACGAGCGUGAUCAGGACAUCUACUUCCAAACAGUUGCGGAUCCUGUCCCCGAGACUGAACAGAGAGGCGGAUGUGCAUGCUAGCAGUUAGUCAUCUUUGUCCCUUCCAGUUUUUGCGUACUAUUUGUGAUAUUCUUUUCAAGUGAUGCUGGGCAUUCCUUCGAUUUCACAAAUGUACACCAAGGUUCCUAUGCAGCCCACCAAUUCGCUUUUGUAGCCACUGUAAGAUAGUUAGCGACUAUGGUUCUGGUACACUGGAUACUGACAAGGAGCCCUGUUUCUUCAGUUGGGCAAUAAGAGUGCACAGUGGUACUGCUGAUACAAUUUAGGAUGUGGCCUCUCAGUGGUCAAUCUCCUAAGACUCAAUUAUAUUCGUGUAGCUGUUUCUUAUUGAUGUUCACAGUGUUGAAUUUUUGUUGAGACAAAGCAUACUGCCUCUCCAUGUCUUAGAUCAUGAACAUUUGUGAUCUGUCCCUCAUCUGCGUGGAAUGUAAUUUUUUGGAAUAUUUGGUUAGUGAUUUGGACGGCCGCUAGCUUGCACUGUUGUUUGAAAUGUUCAAACAUUAUGAAUACUUCUUUUUCUGAAUAAGGAGCGACAUUGUCACUACUAUUA
Messenger RNA from Brachypodium distachyon (stiff brome), 1434 nucleotides. RefSeq names its product ras-related protein Rab7. Gene Ontology annotation, cellular component: vacuolar membrane. The record is from RefSeq and is a predicted model, not a curated record. The coding region runs from base 285 to 905 and encodes 206 amino acids. The transcript is spliced from 7 exons. Lineage: Eukaryota; Viridiplantae; Streptophyta; Magnoliopsida; Poales; Poaceae. Gene Ontology annotation, molecular function: GTP binding; GTPase activity.